Messenger RNA from Mycena citricolor, 366 nucleotides. NCBI's taxonomy places the organism in Eukaryota, Fungi, Basidiomycota, Agaricomycetes, Agaricales, Mycenaceae. The record is from the annotation of a GenBank genome assembly.
AUGCUCCUGGUGACCAUCGGCAUUUUCGAAGUUGGCAGCCUGCUCUGUGCUGUUUCUCCGAACGUGAAUGUCUUGAUAUUCGGAAGAGUGUUUGCUGGUGUUGGCGCCUCUGGUCUCAUGGUCUCAAUGAUGUACAUUAUAGCCAAGGUUACAAGCAUUCGGCAAAGACCGUCAGUCAUGAGCGUCUUCGGAUGUGUCUACGCAAUUGCCUCGAUCGAUGGGCCGCUUCUCGGCGGAGUUUUCUCAGUUAGAUCAGGUCCUGCGGUUGGUCUCGCACGAGUCACAGAGUGCGGAGCAGAAGCAGGGGCCCACUUUAGCUCGACCGAAUACACACCAUCGGGGGAGCGGUCUUUUCCACCCAGCUGA